GAAGAAUUUGUAAUGCUGGUGGAUGUAUGUAGGGUAUUGGGGUAGCAAUGGAGCAUCAUGUGACUUGCCUCAUCAACUCUCUUUGCCAUAUUUGGGGAAGCCGAACUUGGAAGACCAACGACACUUCUCGUAAUGUUUGGUGGCUAUCGGUAUUCUCGUUUGGGGAGAGCUGGCACAACAAUCACCAUGCCUUUGAGUCGUCGGCGAGACAAGGCCUAGAGUGGUGGCAAAUCGACAUCUCUUGGUACAUCGUCCGCUUUCUCGAAAUAAUCGGUUUGGCUACUGACGUGAAGCUGCCUUCAGAGAGUCAACGGCGUCGUAUGGCAUUGGUUCGUUGAAUGAGGAUAUUCGACUUAUCGUCUUUAUUAAGUAUCAUUUAAAUGUCUACGUACGUUUCAAGGUUUUGGUAAGGGUAACACUUGUAAUAUUGUGUUAUCCGGUGUUUGUUGUGUGUGGCCAUGUGGGAACCAAUUUGCUUAAUUACGUUCGUUUUCGUGAACUUCUAAUAUGCGUAAUGAAGUUUAUCACGUUUUCUAUUGUUUCUGUCA
This is a messenger RNA of Brassica oleracea var. oleracea, 548 nucleotides long. Its product is annotated as delta-9 acyl-lipid desaturase 1-like. The coding region runs from base 48 to 338 and encodes 96 amino acids. Gene Ontology annotation, cellular component: endoplasmic reticulum membrane. Lineage: Eukaryota; Viridiplantae; Streptophyta; Magnoliopsida; Brassicales; Brassicaceae. The record is from RefSeq and is a predicted model, not a curated record. Gene Ontology annotation, molecular function: oxidoreductase activity, acting on paired donors, with oxidation of a pair of donors resulting in the reduction of molecular oxygen to two molecules of water. The transcript has 2 exons.